AUGGCUACUGCAUGUGGUCAACUACAACGUAAAAGUGUAGUCAAUGAACAACAGGUCCGUGUAAUGACCCGGAGACUCCAGAACGGGAUGUACAAUUACCUUGGCAACCUGGCAACGUAUGGACUUGGCUGUGCAAGUCCAUCUUCGGAGUGCAUUUGUCUACUCUGGAGCACAUUGGAUCGACUGUCGUUGGCACUGCGCUCCGGAUACGAAUACAUCGUGGAGGAGGACGUCAUGGACCUGAGUGAUCGAAGUUUGUAA
Parastagonospora nodorum SN15 is the source of this 261-nucleotide messenger RNA. RefSeq lists its product as hypothetical. The record is from RefSeq and is a predicted model, not a curated record. NCBI's taxonomy places the organism in Eukaryota, Fungi, Ascomycota, Dothideomycetes, Pleosporales, Phaeosphaeriaceae. The transcript has 2 exons. The coding region runs from base 1 to 261 and encodes 86 amino acids.